AUGGCAAGUUUACCAACACCAAGAGUAAAUUUCUCAAGGCCAUUUACACACAGCGGCAUAGACUAUACAGGACCAUUGCACAUUAAAUGCUCUCAAUUUAAGGGAUAUAAAACGCAUAAGGCGUUUAUAGCUAUUUUUGUAUGCCUAGCAACAAAGGCAAUUCACAUUGAGUUAACUUCAGAUCUGACAUCUCAAGGAUUUUUAGCAGCACUCAAACGAAUGAUAAGCAGACGUGGCGCAGUACGUCAUAUUUAUAGCGACAAUGGUACUAAUUUUACAGGUGCAAACAACAUUUUACAAAAGAUUCAAAUAGAGAAUCAUCUAGCCGAAACAGGUAUACGUUGGCAUUUCAUCCCUUCUGGCUCACCUCACUUUGGUGGUCUCUGGGAAUCAGGAAUAAAAUCCAUUAAAUAUCAUCUAGCUGGAAUUUUAGGUGACCAAAAAUUGACAUACGAGGAAUUAAGUACGGUUUUAACUCAAAUCAAAUGUUGUCUUAACUCACGACCACUCUGUCUAUUAACAGACAACAUUGAAGACCUUCAUGCGCUUACACCAGGACAUUUCAUUGUGAUGACUCCGGCAUUGAUAGUAUUAUUAACUUUGCAGAAACCAGACUAA
Teleopsis dalmanni is the source of this 618-nucleotide messenger RNA. RefSeq lists its product as uncharacterized. Gene Ontology annotation, biological process: DNA integration. The record is from RefSeq and is a predicted model, not a curated record. The coding region runs from base 1 to 618 and encodes 205 amino acids. The transcript has a single exon. Lineage: Eukaryota; Metazoa; Arthropoda; Insecta; Diptera; Diopsidae. Gene Ontology annotation, molecular function: nucleic acid binding.